Messenger RNA from Cylicocyclus nassatus, 863 nucleotides. The record is from the annotation of a GenBank genome assembly. NCBI's taxonomy places the organism in Eukaryota, Metazoa, Nematoda, Chromadorea, Rhabditida, Strongylidae.
AGCAAAAAAUUUCUUGGACGAAAGGGGUCUUUUGCUACAGAUGAAUUGAAUUCAUGGACUUCGCGUCUAUUCUUGAAGUGACAGCCCUUGACUGGGUACUAAUAGCGCUUCUGCUAGUCCUUGUCUACAGAUGGAUGCGAAGACAAAGGGAGCCAGAAGUGACACCGCCAAAGCCACGUAUUGUUCCACCCCUUCCUAAGCAAGACAUGACUCUGAAAGAGUUGCGAAAAUACGAUGGAGUGCAGGAUGAGCACAUACUGUUUGCUUUGAAUGGAACGAUCUACGAUGUAUCACGUGGCCAUAAUUUCUAUGGCCCUGGUGGUCCAUAUGGGGCCAUGGCUGGGAGGGAUGCUACCAGGGCUCUUUCCACCAUGAAUGUGAAGGACGUGAGAGACGAAUGGGACGAUCAUGAAGAUUUAACAAGUGAUCAGAAGGAAACCGCAAACGAAUGGGAGUCGUCUUUCAAAUACAAAUACCCAACUGUAGCACAAACGUCGCAGCUUGAAAUAAUGGCUUUUAUGUAUCCGUUUCACGCACCAUCACUUCCAUCAAAAUGGGACGAUCCGCUAUGGGUUCAUGAAGUUUGUCCAUCUAUGGAGCAUUCAUUGUUGGCUAUACUCGAACAGAAGAGAAUGAAUCAGCGCGCUAAAGAUGAAAUGAGAUAUAUCAAUGAUGGGUCUUGUGGUCUUCGAACUGAUGAUAUGGAUGAGGAAGAAGAAGACAGCGGCGACGACCAUUAACACAUCAUGGUGAUCUGGAUUGUCUGCUGUCAGCGUGGUCUGCAACUACACAACAGUCCGACAGUUGCCGAAGAAUGGGUUCAAAUUGGCAUUUUUGUCAUGCUUCUCUGAUAUCUCUUGUCC